AUGAUGAAGCUUCGGCAGCGACGGGGAAAUCGAUUUUUGCCGGUCGAUACGGAUGCCUCGGUGGAAAUUCCGGCAUCCCCUGCCACAGUUGGUGUGGUGACACCUGAUGAGGGUCCUGAAGUGAGCAAAUCAACAAGCAUCAAACAGGAGUUUUUGAUAGCACUGCAAGAAAACAUUGUCUCUCGAAAAGGAAGGAACACACCUCUGUUCGCCUUUAUCAGGAAAGGGAACAUUUUAUACGAGAAAGGUUGGCUCCGAAGAGAGUUGGUAGAUCCUGAAACUGCAUCACGGUCAACAAUACGCCCAAACGAACACAGCAUUAUUCUAUUUUUAUUCAUGGGUUUGUCGGGAACUGGCCCUGAUGCGUCUACCGAUAUUGAAGAGAAAGCGGCCAACGCCGCGCCAAUGCCAUCACUCAGUCAAGCUUGGGGCUUUGCAAAUAAGAGCAUGCGCAGAGCCUGUAAUACUGCUUUGAAGAACAACAGUUUUUUUGAUACUCUUGUGGAUGGUAUCAGAAAAGAUGCUGAAACAAAGAAAAGAUGCAAGAGCGGCACUCCAGCAAGAGGGCAAAUCGUGCAAUCAGAUGACGUGGACGGCUUCCUUUCUCCUGACUCUAUUGUCAUAGGGAGAACAUUCAAACGGCGUGAUAUGAAAGCAACUCCGACACUUGAGGCAGGGAUAGACAAUCUAGCUUUGGAGUCUCCAGAAACACCCACGGCUAUGAGGUUUUUUGGCUUUGGCGAACAAGAGACUGGUGCAAAUGAUGGCAUUGGUGGAGAGCAGCGUCGCAAACGACUUGACUUUGGAUCUCCGUUCACUGAACAAUCAGCUGUCAGCCGCUUUGCUUCAGGAGGUUUUGGAUCACCGCUUGUGGAAGCGAUCCAUGAAGAAGAUGAGGAUUCUGCAGUUGCAACGACAGAAAACAGUUUCCAUAUUGGGACUCAAACUGACUUGAAAUCGAGGUUAGAGGCAGAAAUCAGAGACCAUUGCAUUAGUAGAGACUGUGAAGAAGAGAUCCGCCGGGCCCUUUACCACCUCUUUCAGAGCAAAGCUGUACCGAUUAGUCGGUCAUCUACUACAGAUGAGAAUGAGGUUUUGACAAUUCGCCAGGUUCGCAAAGGCUCCAGCAUCAAGAUCCUUCGAAUUAAAGAGAGCCGACACAACACCAAGAAAGACAUCCGAGGAAGGAAACUUAAGCGGAAAGCUAGAUUGGUGGAAACGCUGUUUGCCAACUUGGAUGCGUCUCACAAUGAGAUUGUAUCAAUGAUAAAAAUCAUUGGGAAGAAUUAUUCACUCCGUGUCUUAGAGGAAGAAGAGUGUUGUUUGAGUAUCCAACAAUGUGCUGCCUUGAUGCAAUAUCUCCCAGUGACUGCUCGAGGAGUCGAACGGCUUGCACGGUUCUUCAAGACUACGUUGCCGACCUUUGGAGCGCAGUUAUUUCCCACCAUGCUCCGAAAGAAGCUCGCAGCUUUUGCUCUUGAAUCGUUCAGCCUGCGGCUUGGCUUUGAGCUUGUCUCUCUUGAGAUCGGAGGAGAAAAGCGCAACGAAAAGUGUCUUCAUGUUCAUGUUGGGUUUUCUUACCGAUCGAAAAAUCGAAGGUUUUCCAAAAUGAGAAUUUCGUGCCCGCUUUUCUCCUCUGAUCUCAAGAGAGACAAGCUCAAAGCCAAGCUGCAGGCUGAACGAUUCAAGAGCAAAAGCUGCGAGCUUCUUUCGGAGAAUGGUGGGAAAUAA
Seminavis robusta is the source of this 1731-nucleotide messenger RNA. Lineage: Eukaryota; Bacillariophyta; Bacillariophyceae; Naviculales; Naviculaceae. The record is from the annotation of a GenBank genome assembly.